UUCACUAGAAACAAACAAAACAAAACAAAAUUUAGAGCUAUCUAGCUUCUUAUUAUAUUCUUCUAGAUCUUUUCUUUGUUCUUUCUAUAUACACCACAAUUCUCUAAAAUCAUAAAUAUGUCUAUGGCACUAGCAAAAGAACAUGUUAUUAUGAGUGAUACAAAAAUGGGCAUGGUUGAUAAUUAUGAUCAAUAUUAUGAAGGUGAAUUUGGGAUCCAUGAUCAUUCAUCCCCAGAGUUAUAUGGGAUCCAUGAAGAACCUCCAAAGUCUAUUUUUGAAGAAUGUGAAAAUUCAGAAAAAACAAGUCCAAAAAUAGCCAAGAAUUUUGCUUUAAGCAGUUCUAAUUCUUCCCUUUCUAGCCCUAGUAGUUCCAAUUCCAAUGCUCAAUCUGUUAUUAACUUCAAAGGGGCUUAUGGUAAUUUUAUGCAUUCAGCAAAUGGAUCUUUGUUGAGUUUUGAACAAAGUGAAAGAUUUUGCCCAAAUCCAAGAAUGAUUAGCAAUAUUAAUCAAGUUGAAGGAUCUGUUUGGGAAGAUAAUAAUUUGCAUUAUCAGAAUUGUGUUACUCCUAAGGGAAGUAGUAAUACUAGUCCUAGAGUGAUUAAUGACAAUUCCAAUAAUAAUGGAAUACCAUUUGGAUGGUUAAAUUCUGAAGCUAAUGCAAGCACCACUACUCAUGUUGAUGAAUCACGUUUCAAUAAGCGUCCUUCCACGGAAGAGAGCAUGCAAACAAAUAAGAAGCAAUGUAGUGCGGGUUCAAAAAAGGGGAAACCAAAUAAUAAUAAUAAUUCAAUUGGUACAAAGGAUCCACAGAGUAUUGCAGCCAAGAAUCGUCGAGAACGGAUUAGUGAGCGUCUUAAGAUACUACAAGAACUUGUUCCAAAUGGUUCCAAGGUUGAUUUGGUCACCAUGUUAGAGAAAGCAAUCGGUUACGUCAAAUUUCUUCAAUUGCAAGUGAAGGUGUUGGCAACAGAUGAAUUUUGGCCUACACAAGGUGGAAAAGCACCAGACAUUUCACAAGUCAAAGAGGCAAUUGAUGCUAUCCUUGCUACUCAACGAGACAGAAACUCAACCUCCAAGUGAUCAUAGUAUCGAGCUAGAUUAUAUUUUAUUGAUGAAAAAGGACGUUUCACAAAUAAUUGAAGUAUCGCACUGAUGGCUUCAAAAGGAAAUAAAGUUUCCCUUUGAGGAUUAAUUAAUAUGGUGGUGAAAAUCGGAGCCAUAAGUAUUACUUAUCGGAGUUUUCCUUUGAUUAUGAGUAAGAUAAAAAGGUCACGAUUGUGUGACCAUCUUAUCUAAAAUUGAAAAAAAAAAUCUUCUUUGUUUAGGUUCGUCUUUUUUGGUCAUGCUUUCUCAGUUCGGUGUAAUAUAGGGAUUUUAUUUUUAUUUUUCUUUUUUUUGUAAUAUAGGAAUGAAAUUUAGUUUUAUGGAAAAA
This is a messenger RNA of Solanum pennellii, 1432 nucleotides long. Its product is annotated as transcription factor bHLH83. The coding region runs from base 118 to 1080 and encodes 320 amino acids. Gene Ontology annotation, biological process: regulation of transcription by RNA polymerase II. The transcript is spliced from 5 exons. The record is from RefSeq and is a predicted model, not a curated record. Gene Ontology annotation, molecular function: DNA-binding transcription factor activity, RNA polymerase II-specific; protein dimerization activity; RNA polymerase II cis-regulatory region sequence-specific DNA binding. Lineage: Eukaryota; Viridiplantae; Streptophyta; Magnoliopsida; Solanales; Solanaceae. Gene Ontology annotation, cellular component: nucleus.